Scatophagus argus is the source of this 1237-nucleotide messenger RNA. RefSeq names its product olfactory receptor 11A1-like. The transcript has a single exon. Gene Ontology annotation, cellular component: membrane. The record is from RefSeq and is a predicted model, not a curated record. NCBI's taxonomy places the organism in Eukaryota, Metazoa, Chordata, Actinopteri, Scatophagidae. Gene Ontology annotation, molecular function: G protein-coupled receptor activity; olfactory receptor activity. Gene Ontology annotation, biological process: G protein-coupled receptor signaling pathway. Bases 6 to 998 code for a protein of 330 amino acids.
GUACUAUGUUAUAUAAUUUACAAGCCAGAACAAAGGUAAUUAUAAACUCGACACAGGUUUCAUAUUUCACACUUACUGCCUACUUUGACAUGGGGCUUUUUAAAUAUUUAUAUUUUAUGGUUAUUAUGUUGUUAUAUAUACUAAUCGUUUGUGCCAAUCUUUUGCUUAUCACAGCUAUCUGCAUGAACAGAAGCUUACAUGAACCUAUGUACAUUUUCCUGUGCAGCCUGUUUGUAAAUGAACUGUAUGGUAGUACAGGGUUGUUUCCAUUCCUGCUGGUUCAGAUCCUCUCUGACGUUCACACUGUUUCUGCUUCACUUUGCUUCCUGCAGAUUUUCUGUGUGUACUCUUAUGUGUGCGUAGAAUUUUCCAAUUUAGCCGUCAUAUCUUAUGACAGAUAUCUUGCUAUCUGUUAUCCUCUGCAAUAUAACACAUAUAUGACAUUUAAGAAGGUUGUGAUGCUAAUUGCAGUAACGUGGUUAUAUUCUUUUCUUACCAUUGUCAUUUUGAUAUCACUGAUUGCUCCUUUACAGCUGUGUGGCGACACCAUCAACAAAGUUUACUGUUUAAACUACUCCAUUGUGAAACUGGCCUGCUCUGAAACCAGAGCCAAUAACAUUUAUGGACUUUUUGUCACUUUUCUCACAGUGUUUGGUCCUUUAAUUUUAAUCCUUUACACAUACAUGAAGAUUCUUAAAGUGUGUUUUUCAGGUUCUAAACAGACGAGACAAAAAGCUGUGAGUACCUGCACACCUCACCUGGCUUCUCUCAUCAACUUCUCCUUUGGUGUUUGUUUUGAAAUAUUACAAAGCAGAUUUGAUUUGAAAGGUGUGCACAGUAUGUUGCAUAUUGUUUUAUCCUUGUAUUUUCUGACGUGUCAGCCGCUCUUUAACCCUGUGAUGUACGGACUGAACAUGACCAAAGUCCGUAUUACGUGCAAAAAUAUGCUGUUAUGUUCUGUUGUAAAGUGCAUCAGGUUGACUGAAAGAAAAAAUUAACUGAUGUCUGAUUAUAAUGACAUAUAAUAAUGUCAUUAUAAUAAAAUACUCUAAUAAACAUGAGUUAUGCACUUGUUUUUCAUGAAGAAAAGCACAAAAGAAAUAAAGUACACUUGCUUGGCCUAAACUCAAGGCAGUGAGAGAUGCUGACACUUAACGAAGUACUUACAGUUUAUCAGGUUUUCAGUUGAGUCAGUUUGAUACAUAGCUGGAUCAGGUGUAGGCAACGUGCAAAUAUG